AUGAGUAUUUAUAUGUUAAAAAAAUCUAGCAUUAAAGUACUUCAAUUUUAAUAAAAUAACAUCUAUUUAUUUAUUUAGUUUAUCUUUCUGUUUUAGUCCAAAAUCUAUUUACUAUUAUAAAACAAUCUAAUAAUCAAUAAAUUGUAAUAAUUCAUUUAUAUUUAGAAUGAAGAGAGGAAGUUUUAAAUGAAGCAUUUAUUAAAUAAAAAAUAUCAUAAUUGUUAUUAUAUUAUAAAUAAUCUAUAAAAUACUGUAGUUCUCUAAUUAUUAAAACCAACUCUAUCCCAUCACCUAAAUUUAAUAAUAUUUUUAUUGAUAUCACAAAUCAUGAAUGAUAUGAUGGUUUGUGAUAUUUCAAAUGCAGUAACAGCUAUAUAUAUAUAUAAUAUUUAAUAUUAUACUUUAAAAUAUGUGAAGUUGUUGCAUGAGGGUGGAUGGGUGUAGGAAGACUAAAAUUUUUAUAAAUUUUAAUAAUAAUUAUUCAUUGUGCCCUUGUUUUAAAACAGUUAAAUUUUUUAAAUGUAUAGUAACAGAUUUUAACUUUAAAAUAAUAUUAUUAUUUGCAUGAAUUUAUAUAUGAUAAUUUUGUAUUUAAUCUUUAAAAAAACAAAUAUAUUAAAUUCAAUAGUUUGA
Tetrahymena thermophila SB210 is the source of this 633-nucleotide messenger RNA. RefSeq names its product transmembrane protein, putative. The record is from RefSeq and is a predicted model, not a curated record. Lineage: Eukaryota; Ciliophora; Oligohymenophorea; Hymenostomatida; Tetrahymenidae. The transcript has a single exon.